AUGGAAGCUCAGAACUCAGAACCCCGAGGUUACCAAGCUCUGAAAUCGCAUGACAGCACGACCUUUCUCGAGCCGGGCACUCUGCGCGUGUCUUUGUUCUGGAUUGGGGAUGGUUGCCGCAACAGCCGAGCGAUCAAGACGCACGAGCUGACCUCCUUCGUCGCCUCACUGAAUGUCAAGGAGUUGGUGGAGCCGAUGGAGAAGCUGGUCAAGCUCGUCCAAUCCGGGCAGCUGCUUCUCCUGGAGGAGAUCAAGGAAGGCGGCAUUCGAUUCCGCUACCCCUCCAUGCAGGAUUUCCUGGCGGCGCACUGCGCCUGGAAUCACCUCUUGGAGGGCAAGGGCUUGCCGACGUGGCUGGUGCAGGAGAAUGCCGCCGGGAACGUCUCAGAAGCUGUGACGGGCUGCGCCAAGUUCUUCUGCCUUCAGGCCGAAGGUAAAGAGCCCCUUCGGAAAGAGAUGCUGCUCGAGCUCAGGGAAGGGUUGGCCUUCUUGCUGCGCACCAUGUGCAAGGCGGGAAAUGCGCUGGCGAUCCGCUGCCUUCUUGGCGUGGCCGCUGCAGGUGGCCGACAGCAGCUCAUGGCGAUGCCAUCGGCCUCAGGUGUGAACCAAACGGGCCUCCACUUUGCAGCGGGGCACGGACACAAGGACGUGGUGGACAUGCUCUUGGAGCUGGCGCCAGAGCCCAUGCAGCUCUGCCAGGCGGUCAACGCGGAUGGCAUGGCGCCCCUGCACUGCGCAGCGAGGGAUGGCCACGAGGCAACAGCACAAGCUCUGUUGAAGCGCUCUCCGAAUGGCUUGGCCUUGCUACAGAUGCCGCAGAAGAACAGCUCCACCCUCCGGCCGCUUCACAUCGCCGCCAAGCAUGGGCAUGUCGCUGUCGUGAAGUGCUUCCUGGAGUUUGCACCGAACCCAACAGCUCUCUGUGCUGAGUCCAACAGCGCCGGCAACACCGCAUUGCACUUUGCGGCAGCGGCAGGACACACGGUGUGCGUGCAAGCCAUCCUCACUCAUGCUGGGCCGCCCGUGGGGCUGCCCGACCGCGCUCUGCUUCUGCUGACCGCAGUGAACAGGUUUGACCGGCAGACCGCCCUCCACAUGGCGGCCGACCGAGGCGAGAAUGCCGCUGUCGAGCUGCUGUUGCAGAUGGCUGCGGACAAGGGUGCGCUGCUGGCUAUGUCCGACAAACUGGGACAGACCGCCCUCCACCUGGCCUCCGAGAAGGGACACGGCGCGGUGGUUCAGAAGCUUCUGCGCGUGGUCGGCGACGCCAGCGGGCUCGUGAUGGCCAGAGAGCGCAUCACAGGGCAAACAGCGUUGCACAUGGCAGCGGAGUGCGGUCACAGCCAAGCUGUCCACGCGCUUCUUCGAGCAUGCCCCGAUGCAGAGACUUCCUUGGCCACCGACCGGUGCGGCCGUUACACAGCCCUUCAUCUUGCUGCCGAGCGUGGCCACCUGGAGACCGUGCGAGCGCUGCUGGAGCACGCCCCAGACGUGGAACGCUUGCUCAUGGCACAGGAGCGCUUUUCGGGACAGACGGCCCUCCACCUGGCGGCGGCGGCGGGGCACGCGGUGCUGUGCAAAGUGCUUCUGGAGAUGGCUCCGAACCCCGGGAUGCUGUUGGCCGCCAAGGACAAAUCUGCGGGCUUCACGCCGGUGCAGCUGGCCUGCGAGAAGGGGCAGGCCGAGGUUGUGGAAGCCUUGUUGGAGGCCGACCCAGAUCGUGGCCUGCGCCUCAAGGACUGCCUGGAGAAGUGGAACGGCUUCUCCGCCCUCCACCUCAUCGCCUAUCGCGGCCACGAGGAGGCCGCCAAGGCCCUCCUGCGCUGCGCGCCCGACAAGCGCGCAAUCCUGGCUUUGAAGGAUCAGCGUGGCAGAACUGCCUCCGACUUGGCCUCUGACAGAGGCCUUGGCAUGAGCCGUUGCCUGAACAGAGAGAAAGAGAAAGAGAGAGAUACAUGA
Symbiodinium natans is the source of this 1959-nucleotide messenger RNA. The record is from the annotation of a GenBank genome assembly. NCBI's taxonomy places the organism in Eukaryota, Dinophyceae, Suessiales, Symbiodiniaceae.